AUGGUACGCACGAAUAGUGGAAUCGCCCAGCUAUCAAGGGAGUCGCUGACUACAGCGCACAAGACCGUGGUGCCGUCGUUCAUCAAGAGAAUCCACGCAAUCGUUAGGCGCAAGAUUCCUUACAUGGUGAUGAUAAUUGUGCCACACCCUAAGCUUUCAAAGAGCUAUUAUAAGCGUCGACGAACGCCUUUCCGCAAGCCGAGGGCUGCUGAAAACACCUGUGCACAGCCAGAACCAGACCAACAGUCCCAGCGUGUGGGCUCCACACCGCUCCUGAAAAGCCCGUUACAAGCCGAUUUCAGACAGGAAGACCAGGAGCACGAAGUGUACCUGGCCAACUUAUGUGAAGGAGAUCUUUCUUCAGGGCUCCUCUCAGGACACGAAGGCCGGCUGAUAUCAGGGCCAAGCUCGAUUCCGUCGCUCCUGGUGGUGGAAGGCCUUGACAAGACAAAGGAAGAACCAAAGAGCACGACCACCUCGAGCCUACAGAGACUGCCAAUCAGGGCAGUGAUGCUCGACCAACCGGGUCAGCUGUUCGCUGCUGCCGGAGACCGUGCAGACAAUGGAUCCCCCAUCAUGACAUUGCCCACUUCGGCGGAUGUCCUGCACACCAGUAGCGCGAAACGUGUCGUAGACGUCGAUGAGGUAGGCUAUGAUGCUGUCUGCGGAGGGGCCAUCGUAGAAAGGAUGCAUGCCGACAAGUUGGGCCAGGAUACAGCGGGGCUAUCAAGGGAUACAUUCCAAGCUACUGCCAGUGGCCAGCAGGAGCGGGAGGUAUAUGCCAGCCUGUCUGCGGCAUACGCUCUGAGGCGCAAAAGCACCGGCUAUAGGCGCACCGCAAAUCGCGCGCCAGAUAGUGCUUUCGUUUGCAACCAGCGCACAGAUUGGCGGCAGGAUUCUGCUCGCGGAAGGGGGUGGUAA
Molecule: messenger RNA, 921 nt
Organism: Laetiporus sulphureus 93-53
Lineage: Eukaryota; Fungi; Basidiomycota; Agaricomycetes; Polyporales; Laetiporaceae
Exons: 4
Coding region: 1-921 (306 amino acids)
Source: RefSeq, a predicted model, not a curated record